Cynara cardunculus var. scolymus (artichoke) is the source of this 1814-nucleotide messenger RNA. Its product is annotated as mitochondrial substrate carrier family protein B-like. The coding region runs from base 66 to 1064 and encodes 332 amino acids. The record is from RefSeq and is a predicted model, not a curated record. Gene Ontology annotation, biological process: transmembrane transport. NCBI's taxonomy places the organism in Eukaryota, Viridiplantae, Streptophyta, Magnoliopsida, Asterales, Asteraceae. The transcript is spliced from 7 exons.
UUGUUCAAAUUUUGCUCUUACAUUAUCACUUUUUAUAUUUACACACCAACUUUAUAGACGGAGAUAUGCAAACAGAGGCAAGGGUUGGGGUGGAAGGCGGUGGUCCGGCGCAUAAAUUGGUGACUCGUCACCAGAGGCCAUUACAACAUCACGGAUCGCAGAUCGGAGCUAUCCACCAACUCAUCGCCGGUGGUGUGGCCGGCGCCGUUAGCAAGACUUGUACCGCUCCUCUUGCUCGCCUCACUAUACUCUUUCAGGUGCAAGGCAUGCACUCUGAUGUUUCUACUUUGAGAAAGGCUAGUAUAUGGCAUGAAGCUUCACGUAUCAUUAGGGAAGAAGGAUUUCGUGCAUUCUGGAAGGGAAACCUGGUCACUAUUACUCAUCGUUUGCCUUACUCAUCUAUAAGCUUCUAUGCAUUUGAGCACUAUAAGAAUUUACUACAGCAGAUGUCGGGAGUGGAAACUCAUGAGACAAAUUUCGGCAAUGAUGUGUUUGUACGACUUGCAGCUGGUGGCUUAGCUGGUGUAACUGCCGCUUCUGUAACAUAUCCUUUGGAUCUUAUUAGAACACGUCUUUCAGCGCAGACAAAUGUAAAUUAUUAUAGAGGUAUAUGGCAUGCUUUACAUACCAUCAGCAGGGAAGAGGGCAUCUUUGGCCUCUAUAAGGGACUUGGUGCUUGUUUAUUGGGUGUUGGUCCCAACCUAGCAAUUAGCUUUUCAGUUUACCACACUGCAAGAUCUUACUGGCAAUUGCAGAGACCAGAUGAUUCUACUGUCAUGGUGGGCUUGGCUUGUGGCAGUCUUUCAGGAAUUGCAUCAUCAACAGUAUCGUUCCCUUUGGAUCUUGUGAGGCGACGGAUGCAAUUGGAAGGAGCAGCUGGUUGGGGUCAAGUUUAUAAGACGGGUGUGUUGGGUACGUUUGGGCACAUACUACGAGCUGAAGGCCUACGUGGCUUAUACAGAGGAAUUUUACCUGAAUAUUACAAGGUGGUACCCAGCAUCGGCAUUGUGUUCAUGACCUACGAGAAACUUAAGCAAGUAUUAUCAGAUAUAGAUGCUUGCUAAUAGCCAUGGCUGCUGAUUAGUCAACAGGAUCAGAAGUUUAUGACAAAGAAGCCUUGGUAUGCACCGUUUUUAAACAUAUUAUCAUAAACCAGCGAUGCUUAUGACCGUGCCUGUAAAAAAAACAUCAUCCGCCUUGUAUAGAUUAGACGGGUAACGGGAAAGACCCGUUAGUCGUUCCUUUUUCAGGAUACUAAUUUACAAAUCCUGUUGCUAUGUACAUCUUAUAAUAUAGUGAAAUCGCAACACAUUUCUUGAGCUGAGGGAACGAGUAUAUGUUUUUGGAGAUGGACAGUUUUGCCCAUUAGCCAAUGGGUGUUGGGGCCAAGCUUCGGCGUACUUGUACUAAUCUCAUGGUUGUUGAAGAUAACAGUCAGGAAAAUUCACGGUAUGCAUCGGUUAUAGUUUAAAGCUCUUGAAGGGACAAUAUAACAAUUGGAAAAAGCAGCAUAGGAGUGGAAAAGGCUCAAAUAGGUAAACGUUUGUUGUCUUCAAUAAAUCAAUCUUGAUGCUACACUAUAUAAUAAAUAGUUAUAGUCCAUAUUUUUGUGUUUGUGUGUGUUAAUUUCCGAAUACAAUACCCCAAUACCAAUUAUAGAAAAAGACACUUUGUAAGUUUAUUGAAAGAUAAAAGGCUUAUUUAUCAAGAACUCGUCUGUGAUUUCUCGUCUCCCGCAUGUAUUCCCCAAAAUGACCCCCACAAAAACUUGGGUUCCUUCAUAAAGCCUCCAUGGUCAACUCAAUCCUCGAAGG